GAGACGUCGAGACUAUCAUUUCAUUACAGUCACGCUUUACGUCUCGGGACUCAGAUCACCAUUUUCCUCUCUCCCGCUCAAUCUUGUCUCUUUUUAUACGACGUUUUUAGCUCCCUCUCUCUCUCUCUGUCUCUUUUCGACGUUUUUGCUGAAAGAAAGUGUGAUUUGGUUUCUGUUUCUUUGUUCUCUCUGAGAUGGAGAAGCCUCUGCUGGGCGGUGAAAGCAGUGGAAUUAAAGGUCGCCGGAGAGAGCACUACAAACACGCUGAUGCUAUUGCUUAUGGUUCGGCUUAUCAAAAGGCUGCGGCUCUGGUUGAUCUGGCUGAAGAUGGUACUGGUCUACCGGAGGAAAUUCUUGAUCAAUCAAACUUCCAGAAUGCUGCAAAGUUAUACUUCAUAUUUAUUCGAUUUGAUUUCAUCUGGUCCCUCACUUACUUUGCAUUGAUAGUCCUAAAUUUCUUAGAGAAACCUUUGUGGUGUACAAACUAUUCUACAUAUUCUUGUGACGAUAGGGAGUACUUUUUUCUUGGGGAGUUGCCCUACUUAACUGGUUUAGAGUCUCUCAUCUACGAGGGCAUAACUCUCAUCUUGCUUGUGAUACAUACUUUCUUUCCAAUUUCAUACGAAGGGUACCAUCUCUAUUGCAGAAAUCCUCUUAAUUGGUUAAAGGUGACUUGCCUGUUAAUUUUGGUAGCUGAUAUACUGGUUUAUGCUCUCUAUUUGUCACCAGUGGCCUUUGAUUAUCUUCCUCUCAGAAUUGCACCAUAUAUCAGAGUUGUGCUUUUCAUGCUGAACUUUAGGGAAUUACGAGCGACCGUCUUCAUCCUAGCUGGAAUGCUUGGCACAUACUUAAAUGUCUUGGCUUUAGGGUUUUUGUUUCUUUUGUUUUCCAGUUGGGUAGCCUAUGUCAUGUUUGAAGAUACUGUACAGGGGAAAACAGUAUUUACUUCUUAUGGAACCACCCUGUAUCAGAUGUUUGUUCUGUUCACCACAUCCAACAAUCCAGAUGUUUGGAUUCCUGCGUACAAGGCUUCGCGAUGGUAUUGUCUGUUUUUUGUUCUCUAUGUGCUAUUGGGGGUCUACUUUGUCACCAACUUGAUUCUUGCUGUUGUAUAUGACAGCUUCAAAGGUCAGCUUGCCAAACAAGUUUCUAAGAUGGACUCUAUGAGGAGAAGAAUGUUGGAGAAAGCUUUUAAUCUCAUAGAUAAACAUAAUCGUGGAUUUAUUGAUAAAGAGCAAUGUAUUAAACUGUUUGAGGAACUGAAUGAAUACAGGACUUUGCCACCAAUAUCAAGAGAAGAAUUUGAGUUGAUAUUUGAUGAGCUGGAUGAUAGUCAUGACUUCAAGAUCAACUUGGAUGAAUUUGCUGACCUUUGCAAUGCCAUUGCUCUUAAGUUCCAGAAGGAGGAUUCUCCAUCUUGCUUUGAAAGAUUUCCUUCAUUCUACCAUUCACCCUUCUCCAAAAAGUUGAAAAGCUUUGUACGGAAUGCCAAAUUUGGAUACAUUGUAUCCUUCAUUCUUAUACUGAAUCUACUUACUGUUAUUGUUGAAACAACGCUUGACAUAGAAAAUAAUUCUGCUCAGAAGGUGUGGCAAGAGGUAGAGGUUGUUUUUGGUUGGAUAUAUGUACUGGAAAUGGCUCUAAAGGUCUAUUCAUUUGGAUUUAAGAAUUAUUGGAGUGAUGGCCAAAACCGCUUUGAUUUUCUGGUCACAUGGAUUAUAGUUAUUGUAGAGACCUUAACUUUGGUGAACCCUGAAGGACUAACUUUUCUUUCCAAUGGAGAAUGGAUUCGCUACCUUCUCCUUGCAAGAUUGUUAAGGUUAAUAAGGCUGCUGAUGUAUGUAAAGCGUUACCGUGCCUUCAUUGCCACUUUCAUAACCCUUAUACCAAGUUUGAUGCCAUACCUUGGGACCUUAUUUUGUGUCCUAUGUAUUUAUUGCUCUCUUGGCGUACAGAUCUUUGGUGGGAUUGUCAAUGCUGGAAAUGCCACUUUGGAAGGAACAGAUCUUGCUGAUGAUGACUAUUUACUUUUCAAUUUCAAUGACUACCCAAAUGGGAUGGUGACACUUUUCAAUUUGGUAGUCAUGGGAAACUGGCACAUAUGGAUGCAGAGCUACAAGGAAUUAACAGGAACUUGGUGGACCGUUGCUUAUUUUGUCAGCUUCUACUUGAUAACUGUGUUACUGCUUUUGAAUUUGAUUGUAGCUUUUGUCUUGGAGGCAUUCUUUGCUGAAAUGGAGCUCGAGUCAUCAGAAAAAUGUACAGAACAGGACAAGGAAGGGGAUAGCGGAAAGGACCAUCGACGAUCUGUUGGCACAAAAACACGGAGCCAGAGGGUCGAUGUUCUUCUUCAUCAUAUGUUGAGCGCAGAGCUCGAUAAACCGCAGUCCUCCAAUAUAUAACUUCGCUCCAUUCCAAUCUUGAGGAGAAAAUUGAAGGCAUUUCAAUUCCCCACUUGCUGUGGAUCUUUGGUGGAAAGGAGCCAUGCUGUUGCUUCAAUUAGGGAGUGGUUUAUGCAGACAUUUUCUCCACAACCUUGGUAUGAGAAAUACAUUGAGAUGCUCUUACUGUUUGGCAGGCUGCUUAAAUUCUGUGAGCAUACACAUUCUAUGAUCUCCAAAAGCCCUGCCUUUUCUUUUUUGUAAGUUUUUUGUGCUACCAACGCAGUUUUGCUUGGAAUUGUAUUUCUAUUACUAUAACCAAUUUUCAUAUUAUUGUAUAAUCCUAGGCUGUCCAUAUUUCUACAA
Alnus glutinosa is the source of this 2747-nucleotide messenger RNA. Its product is annotated as two pore calcium channel protein 1-like. Gene Ontology annotation, biological process: transmembrane transport; calcium ion transport. The record is from RefSeq and is a predicted model, not a curated record. Gene Ontology annotation, molecular function: calcium ion binding; voltage-gated calcium channel activity. Lineage: Eukaryota; Viridiplantae; Streptophyta; Magnoliopsida; Fagales; Betulaceae. Gene Ontology annotation, cellular component: vacuolar membrane; plant-type vacuole. Bases 195 to 2402 code for a protein of 735 amino acids. The transcript has 24 exons.